CGCGUCUGCCGCCGGUGACUCAUACGUGAUUUUUGGUCCAGCGAGACAUGAAUUAAGGGUGAAGCGCCGUUUGUUUUGUAUUGUUGGACAAUCAGUUCGUGACCUAAUGCGAUCAAGCUCGACUGGGCCGAACCUCAGACGUAACGUGACGGACCUAUGACGUAACGUGACGGGAUCUGUGACGUCAGAGGCCGCGUACGGCGGCAGUGUGUCUGCCAGCGUGGCGGCUGGCGGUGGCGACUCGCGCUCAUCCCGCGCCGCGCCGUCGCCGACUGCCGGACAGACUCAGUACCGGUCGGGCGUUGGGCGGCGGAGGGGGUGUGUCGCUCCAGUGUUUGUAGUGGAGGGUGUGAGUCUCACUGCGCCUGGUCAGCGGCGCUGUGACCAGUCGGUGAUCUGACUUAGUCGCCGUGUGGUGUGUCUGACCCUGCAUCAUUCCGGUGUGUUGGUGACUGGUGAAGUGAUCGCGACCUCCAGCAGACCGGACCCUCGUCAUCAUGGACCGGUCGAUGUAUGGGAAGGUGCACCCGGGAAGCUAUCAGAAGCCGUAUCAGAUAGCGCUGAGGGACGCUGCCAGCAAGCCGGGCUACUCGCUGUUGGCCGAUCUUCAGAACACCAUCACACACAAGGCGGGUAGCGGCGGCUCGGUGGGUGGCAGUCCCCGGCGAGUGGCGUACUCUCCCAGUCACCAGCAGCGGUCACCGUCUCCCGUGCUGCCAGCCUACCAGCCCAAUGUGGAUCCCUACCAGCCCAACGUGGACCCCUACCAGCCCAAUGUGGACCCCUACCAGAACAUGUAUUCGGAGACGGUCUCGGAGACGAAGCGGCACUUCCCGCGGGAGGCGUCUCCACCGCGCGAGUACCGGUCACCGGUCGGCAACAACCUGCAGGAGCUGGACACGCUGCUGUACGACCUCAACGAGGCGCGCUACAACGGCAGCUACAUCCAGCAGCGGCCCGCAGACUCUCCCUCACCGGUAAACGGCAGCGGCUCUGUGGCGGUACACGGACACACCUCCAGGCCAUCGGUGGACGCGCUGCUGGAUGAACUGGACUCGGUACCCAGCCAAAAUGCGCGGACGUACGAGACGCGCACGGUUACGGUGACAGAGAGUGUACCGGACGGCUGCCGGACCGCCUCGUCGGCCACUCAGGAACUGGACGACCUCAUGGCCUCGCUCUCAGACUUCAAGCUCCAAGCCAGCUCGCUGCAGCGCACCGUCGUCGAGGAGACGAACGACCCGCCCGCCGCCGACCCGGCUUACGCAAAGCCGGUGAAAUCUCGCCAGCUGGACUCUAUGCUGGGAAACCUGCAGGAGGACAUGAAUAAACAGGGCAUCACCACCACACAGAAGGGCAUGUGCGGCGCCUGCGACAAGCCCAUCGUCGGUCAGGUGAUCACAGCGCUCGGCAAGACAUGGCACAAGGAGCACUUUACGUGCGCCCACUGCCAGUCGGAGCUGGGGAAUAAGAACUUCUUCGAGCGCGACGGCCGGCCAUACUGCGAGCCCGACUACCACAGCCUGUUCUCGCCGCGCUGCGCCUACUGCAACGGGCCUAUCCUGGAUAAAUGUGUCACGGCCCUGGAGCAAACGUGGCACCCGGAGCACUUCUUCUGCACCCACUGCGGUCAGCAGUUCGGCGCCGAUGGCUUCCACGAGAAGGAAGGAAAGCCCUACUGCCGUGCCGACUACCUGGACAUGUUCGCGCCAAAAUGCGGCGGCUGCGGGCGCGCCAUUAUGGAGAACUACAUCUCCGCCCUGAACGCCCAGUGGCACCCCGAGUGCUUCGUCUGCAAGGACUGCCAGCAGUCAUUUCAGGGCGGCUCGUUCUUCGACUACGAGGGCCAGCCGUACUGCGAAACGCACUACCACGCCAAGCGGGGAUCCCUCUGCGCCGGAUGCAACAAACCAAUCACAGGUCGGUGCAUCACGGCAAUGUUCCGCAAGUUCCACCCGGAGCACUUUGUGUGCUCGUUCUGCCUGAAACAGCUCAACAAGGGCACGUUCAAGGAGCAGGCCGAGAAGCCCUACUGCCACCAGUGUUUCGACAAGCUGUUCGGCUGAAGCGGUUUGGUGACGCUGGUGAUCAGUGACUGGUGCUGAGUGAUCUUAUGAUCAGUGACUGGUGAAAUGAAUUCAGUGUUGGCUUCAGCCCGGCGCCACCGCCCUAUGACGCGUUAGGACAUCGAAAGGCGGGCCGAAAUGCUGUAAUGUGAGAGGCCAAGUGGAGAUUUUGUACGUUUCUUUGAGCGCUAUAGUCGCUCGGACGAUCAUGAUGACCGCUGUAUUUAUACGCAGCCCCGUGCUGUCUGUGGAGGGGGGGGGGGGGUACCUGAGGCCAACUCGGGUAACGAGUUUUCAGAGCUUGUAGAACGGCAGUUUUAGUGUCUGUUGUCGCCGUGUUGUCUGUGAAAGGCGCUAUGUCUCGGUGCUCUUCGGCUAUUUGCGGAUGCCCGCGGCUUGAGACCAGAGUGGACAGUUUUAAUGCUUACCUAGUGCAACGGGAGGGGUGGGGGAUCGGCGCUGCAGUUCUAUCCGUGGUGUGUUUUCGUCUGUUUUUCGGCGUGUCGCGUGGAAGAGCUUCGAACAUGAAAAGACCCGACUGGUGCCGAAGUGUGUGACGUGUCGAGGGGACCCACCCCAGUGACGUGAGCUAACGAGGUGUGACGUGGAAUUAUCAGUGACUUGAGUGCGAUGCGAGGCCAACUGUUACUGGAGAGCUGACUAAGGACAGCGUUUGAGGAGACCGGCGAAGGAGUCGUUUCGUUGUCCAUGUUAUGCAGAUCGGAUCAUUGCGUCUUUUUGUGUAUUUUAUGGAACUGAUGCUAAUAUUUACGAAGCUUGAA
Molecule: messenger RNA, 2848 nt
Organism: Amphibalanus amphitrite
Lineage: Eukaryota; Metazoa; Arthropoda; Thecostraca; Balanomorpha; Balanidae
Product: paxillin-like
Exons: 10
Coding region: 498-2066 (522 amino acids)
Source: RefSeq, a predicted model, not a curated record